ACGGAGAAAAGAAACUCCCGACCUUGAGACGGAAACGCCCCUCCUCGCAUUACCACCACCUUAAGAUCCGAUCUCCCCCUCUCCUCUUCCUCCUCGCCACCCCACUCAAAUCCACACCACCAACGGCCCGAGCGGGCCAAGCUCGCGCAAUGCCGCCCGCCGCCGACGCAAUGCCGGCCCCCAAGGACGCUGGCGUCGACGACGACGUCCGCAUGAUCUCCUCCAAGGAACUCCGCGCCCACGCAUCCGCCGACGACCUCUGGAUCUCCAUCUCCGGCGACGUGUACGACGUCACGUCGUGGCUCCCGCGCCACCCGGGCGGGGACCUCCCGCUCCUUACCCUGGCCGGAAAGGAUGCCACCGACGCCUUCGCCGCCUACCACCCGCCCUCGGCCCGCCCACUCCUCCGCCGUUUCUUCAUCGGCCGCUUCUCCGACUACACCGUCUCCCCCGCCUCCGCCGACUACCGCCGCCUCCUCGCGCAGCUCUCCUCCGCCGGCCUCUUCGAGCGCGUUGGGCCCACCCCCAAGGUACUGCUCUGCAUCAUGGCCGUCCUCUUCUGCGCGGUCCUGUACCUCGUCCUCGCCUGCGCCGCCGCCUCCGCGCACCUCCUCGCGGGGGGGCUCACCGGGUUCAUCUGGAUCCAGUCCGGCUGGAUGGGCCACGACUCGGGGCACCACCACAUCACGGGCCACCCGACCCUCGACCGCGUCGUGCAGAUACUCUCCGGGAACUGCCUCACCGGCCUCAGCAUCGCCUGGUGGAAGUGCAACCACAACACGCACCACAUCGCCUGCAACAGCCUCGACCACGACCCGGACCUGCAGCACAUGCCGCUCUUCGCCGUCUCUACCAAGCUCUUCGGCAACCUGUGGUCCUACUUCUACCAGCGCACCAUGGCGUUCGACGCCGCGUCCAAGUUCCUGAUCAGCUUCCAGCACUGGACGUUCUACCCGGUGAUGUGCUUCGCCAGGAUAAACCUUCUCGCGCAGUCGGCCCUGUUCGUGCUGUUCCAGAGGAAGGUGCCGCAGCGGUUGCUGGAGAUCGCUGGGGUCGCCGCAUUCUGGGUUUGGUACCCGUUGCUGCUGUCUUGCCUGCCAAAUUGGUGGGAGAGGAUAGCGUUUGUGGUUUCCAGCUUUACCAUUUGCGGGAUUCAGCACGUUCAGUUCUGCCUGAACCACUUCUCGUCCGAGGUGUAUGUUGGGCCGCCCAAGGGGAAUGACUGGUUUGAGAAGCAGACGGGGGGCUCGCUCGACAUCGAGUGCUCCCCUUGGAUGGAUUGGUUCCAUGGUGGUCUGCAAUUCCAGAUUGAGCACCAUCUGUUUCCCCGUCUCCCUCGCUGCCACCUUAGGAAGGUUGCGCCGUUCGUACGUGACCUUUGCAAGAAGCAUGGGCUGCCUUAUGCUGCAGCCUCAUUCUGGGAGGCGAAUGUGCUUACAUGGAAGACGCUGAGGGCUGCUGCAUUGCAAGCCAGGAACGCCACUAGUGGCGCUGCGCCGAAGAAUUUGGUCUGGGAGGCAGUGAACACUCAUGGAUAAAUGGGAGGAGGAUUGGAGUUCGAGGCAAUUGCUGAUUUUCAGCCUUGUAUGCAUGCAAUUAUCUGAUUGCUUCUCAAUUAUUUAGAGAGACUGAUCCUUUAACUCGUUGGAGUUGGGUCAGAUUUUUAGUGUUACAAGUGAAUGUGAUUCCAGAAGAGUGAGUUCAUGCUUCGAUUGUCUGAUGUUCUGUUCUUCCGAUCACGGUAACUAUAUCUAAAGUACCUCCAUGAUAUUAUGAACCCCUGUCAUAAGAUUAUGCCCAUUUCAUUUUGCUUGCAUUGUCAAGAUUGUUGAUGCUUGAAGUUUAUGAAAUUGUAAGCUUAAUGAAGGGCCUGUAACAUUGUGUGGUACUCCUACAUCCUCGGUUGCUAUUGGAGCUUGAAUUUCUCUUCGGAAA
Messenger RNA from Phragmites australis (common reed), 1935 nucleotides. Its product is annotated as delta(8)-fatty-acid desaturase 2-like. The transcript has a single exon. The record is from RefSeq and is a predicted model, not a curated record. NCBI's taxonomy places the organism in Eukaryota, Viridiplantae, Streptophyta, Magnoliopsida, Poales, Poaceae. Gene Ontology annotation, biological process: lipid metabolic process. Gene Ontology annotation, cellular component: membrane. Gene Ontology annotation, molecular function: oxidoreductase activity, acting on paired donors, with oxidation of a pair of donors resulting in the reduction of molecular oxygen to two molecules of water. Bases 150 to 1538 code for a protein of 462 amino acids.